Molecule: messenger RNA, 1683 nt
Organism: Linum tenue
Lineage: Eukaryota; Viridiplantae; Streptophyta; Magnoliopsida; Malpighiales; Linaceae
Source: the annotation of a GenBank genome assembly
AUGGAAACGACCACAGUUCUAGCCGUUCUGUCCACCGUGGCAGCCUACUUGCUGUGGUGGAAGUUCGUGUCGCGUCAGCUGUCGGGUCCACGUGUCUGGCCACUACUGGGCAGCCUACCAGGCCUCAUUGCCAACUCCGGCAGAAUGCACGACUGGAUCACCGACAACCUCGCCGCCGCCGGCGGCACGUACCAGACCUGCAUCGCCGGGAUCCCUUUUCUGGCCCGGAAGCAAGGCCUCGUGACCGUCACGUGCGAUCCAAGAAACGUGGAGCACAUCCUGAAAGCCCGCUUCGACAACUACCCCAAGGGCCCCACGUGGCAGUCCGUCUUCCACGACCUCCUCGGGGAAGGCAUCUUCAACUCCGACGGCGACACGUGGCUGUUCCAGCGCAAGACCGCCGCGCUGGAAUUCACCACCCGGACCCUCCGACAGGCCAUGGGCCGGUGGGUGAACCGGGCCAUCAAGCACCGGUUCUGCCCCAUCCUCGAGUCGGCCCGGCUCAGAGCCGAGCCGGUCGACCUCCAGGACCUGCUGCUCCGGCUCACUUUCGACAACAUCUGCGGCUUGGCCUUCGGGAAGGACCCGCUCACCCUGUCCCCUGAUCUCCCAGAGAACGGGUUCGCGGUGUCCUUCGACCAGGCCACCGAAGCCUCGCUCCAGCGGUUCAUCGUGCCCGAGCCGUUCUGGCAGCUCAGGAAGUGGCUCCGGCUCGGCCUGGAAGCGGACAUGAGCCGGAGCCUCCAGCACAUGGACGAUUACCUGUCCGACAUCAUCAACACGCGCAAGCUCGAGCUGGCAGCAGGCCGGCUCGAGCGGACCGACCACGUGGGGAACCCGCACGACGAUUUGUUGUCCCGGUUCAUGAAGAAAAAGGAAUCAUACUCGGAAAAAUUCCUCCAGCACGUGGCGCUGAAUUUCAUCCUGGCUGGACGCGACACGUCGUCCAACGCGCUGAGCUGGUUCUUCUGGCUGGUGACUCAGAACCCCAGAGUGGAGGAAAAGAUCCUCCUCGAGAUCUGCACCGUCCUGGUAGAGACACGUGGCGAACUGUCAUCAUCCUGGUUCGACGAGCCGCUAGGGUUUGAAGAAGUUGACCGAUUGAUAUACCUCAAGGCGGCACUGUCCGAGACCUUGAGGUUGUACCCGUCGGUGCCGGAGGACUCGAAGCACGUGGUCGCCGACGAUGUGCUCCCCACCGGAGUUCAUGUUCCGGCGGGAUCGGCGGUGACCUACUCGAUCUACUCCAUGGGCCGGAUGAAGUUCAUAUGGGGAGACGACUGUCGGGAGUUCAGGCCGGAGAGGUGGCUGUCGCCCGACGGCACGAAGUUCGAGGGACAUGACGCGUACAAGUUCGUGGCGUUCAAUGCGGGGCCCAGGAUCUGCCUGGGGAAGGACCUGGCGUAUUUGCAGAUGAAGUCGAUCGCGGCGGCGGUGCUGCUCCGCCACCGGCUGACGGUGGUCCCGGGGCACCGCGUGGAGCAGAAGAUGUCGUUGACUUUGUUCAUGAAGUAUGGUUUGAUGGUGGAGGUUGGGACGAGGGACCUUAGGCCGAUUUUGGAGAAGGUAAAGGCAGUGGCAGUGGAGGGCAGCCCUACAAUUAAUGGGGGAGUUGCCCUUGAGAAGGGCAAUGGUCACGAGGGUGGUACUGCUGAUCAUCAAUUGGCCGCCCCGGUUGCUUGA